UCGGUAGAUAGUAUUUACUUAUGUAAGACAGUGUUAUUUAGAGUAUUGUUUAUAUUUAAUUAUACACUAGGUACGUAUAAACAUUUAAUAAUUUAACAGAUUUUAUAAAAUGUAAAUAGUAAAGUUUAAUUGUUAACUAAGAAUUGGCACCGCACUUUGCAUUCCCACUUAUGUAUGGAUUGUAUCUACACUGUUGCAUUUGUCGUCGCAUUCUAGGGAAAUUAUAAAAUUAUGUAUCUAUUUACCUAUAUUAUAACGAUUAAUGUAGCUUGUUGAAUCGUACGUGGAGUGAGCAGGGCCGCUCUCCGCUGCUGCUUACUCUUGCUUUCUUUUCUAUCAUUAUAAGAUGUUGUAUCUCAACACUGUAGUAGUAUUGAUAAUUAAUUAUUUCUAAAGAAUCAUGAAUAAUGUUAUGUUCACUGUAUCUACUUAUCUUCUCAGUAUCGGUGGUUCAAUGCAAUCUUUGUCUCCGGGUGUUGUGACCGCUGUUGCGUAGCGUUAGAGUAGGAUAGGUGUAGUUGGCCAUAGGCGACGUUUCAGAAAUGCCGAUAGAAUAUAUAUUGUUGAUGGACUAGCAGAAUAUAUUGACUAUGUUGCAAAGAUUACGGAUUUUUUAUUUACGAACUACGCUCCCUUUCAUAGGAUAUUUUAAUCGCAUCUAAAUGUGUUAACAUGAACACGUUAUAUAUUUCAUUUAUAAUAAUUCCAACCUAAAUUUUCUUUAUGUUACCUAUUUCUAGAAUACUGUGAUGACUCAGGAGAGUUCCAAUCUCGCGCGUGACGCUCGCUGUCCUAAGUCUAAAUUUCUAUGUCAUUGUACUUUUGAGUCGAUCAUUAGAGCCAAAAUGUUUUAGUACAAUUAUUCGGAGUAGUUACCGUUUUUUUAUUGAAAUGGGACAAAGCUUGCAUUGAGUCAUCGCACUAUGGGGCCCGGGGCCCGCGCCGCUACUCGUUGGCAGAGUCGCUCCGUCCGAGCGCCUUCUGACGCGGGUGGGCUGUCACGAGUCGCUCCCAUCCGCUGCCGCUCCACUCGAACGCAUGCCCGACCGAAAAAGCGCUCCUUUAAAGCUAUUUCCGCGAAAGCCUAGAUCAAGACCGGGCACCGGACACCGGGCAUGCGUCCGAGCGGGCUCCUCACGGCGCGGCCCCGGGCUGAGCGCUGACGCGGCGUGUGCGCAGGCGGUGCGGCGGCGGCCGGGCUCGCCGCGCCGCGCGGCGCGCUUGUGGCCGCGCUCUCGCUUGUGCUCGCCGCCCCGCACUGACCGGGCGCUGCACACGCGGCGGCGGCGACGCGCCGGCGGAGCGCUUCGCGUGGUGGUGGGCUCUGUUAGCGGGCGGGGCGCUGGCCGCGGCCGGCGCGGCGGCGUGGUGCCGGCGGCGCCGUCCGCGCCGCCCGCCGCCGCCGCCGCGCCCGCCGCCGCGGCCCAGGGCGCCGCAAGCCUGCGCCGCGCGCCUAGCUGCGCCUCGCGACACGGUAUGACGAAGCGCCGGCGCGAGACGCCGAACACUUACGCACCGAUAGAUGAAUACACGAUUUUAAAAUAUUCCUAGUUUUAUUUGGAGAUCA
Molecule: messenger RNA, 1567 nt
Organism: Cydia amplana
Lineage: Eukaryota; Metazoa; Arthropoda; Insecta; Lepidoptera; Tortricidae
Exons: 2
Coding region: 1039-1551 (170 amino acids)
Source: RefSeq, a predicted model, not a curated record